AAGGGAGAAAAGAAAACAAAGAAGAAUGACUUCUAGCCAUUGUGCUGUUUGCAAGAUCUUGAAAGAAACUUGUGCUCAAGGAUGCAUCUCCGCACCAUAUUUUCCAUCGAAUGAUACGAGUUUCGAAGAUGUCAGUAAAGUCUUUGGAGCCGUGAACAUUCGCAAGAUCCUUGCUGAUCUUAAUACCCCUGAACAACGUCAGAUUGCUGCCAACUGCUUGCGCUAUGCGGCUGAGGCUCGUAGACGUGAUCCCAUUUCUAGUUGUCAUGGCAUAAUCCUACACCACAAGAGUAUUCUCAAUAAUAUUGAACAAGAUAUUGAGUCUACAAAGAAUGAGCUUGAAUCCUACGUGGGACCUGAUCGAGUGCCAAAAUUUUUUGAUCUUCCUAUGCCAGAAGAUUUCCUCACUACAUCAGCCUCUUUAGAUUUCUUCGUUGAAAAAAUAAAGAGUUUAAAUGCAGUUCAAAAGAAUCAACUUAUGCAACUCCCAGCUGCUGAUGCGCAAAUGAUAAUGGGUAAAAUAUUUUGGAAGGGGGAAGAUCAAAAGAUGGAUGAUGGUCAUGGUCCCGGAGCUGAUGGCGCAUCAACAUCGGCUGGUCAGUGAUACUCAAGAGAUACUUCUAUUACCUGAAAACCAAAACCAAUAAUAAUUUUAAUUAAAUGUCUUUCGUCUGUUUUUCCUUUAAACUCCAGUUCCGUAAUAAUUUUGUGUCGUUUUCCUUUAUUUAUUUCCAGUUCGUCAUAAAUCUAUGUAGUUUCGUUUAAUAAACAUCUAUGUUGUUUGAUCUAUUCUCCUAUGAUGUUUCCUUU
Arabidopsis lyrata subsp. lyrata is the source of this 810-nucleotide messenger RNA. Its product is annotated as LOB domain-containing protein 32. Lineage: Eukaryota; Viridiplantae; Streptophyta; Magnoliopsida; Brassicales; Brassicaceae. Bases 26 to 604 code for a protein of 192 amino acids. The transcript has a single exon. The record is from RefSeq and is a predicted model, not a curated record.